Messenger RNA from Adineta steineri, 4293 nucleotides. The record is from the annotation of a GenBank genome assembly. NCBI's taxonomy places the organism in Eukaryota, Metazoa, Rotifera, Eurotatoria, Adinetida, Adinetidae.
AUGUCGACGACUGCUAUCAUUAUUUUUGUAUUAAUCGUUACAGUUAUAUCUGGUCGAAUUCUACUUUAUGAUACUGAAAAUGGUCAAACAAAUGAAAAAAUCGAUUGUGUUUAUCAUGUAUAUGAUAAUGGUGAAGAAAUUCCAUAUUGCCAACGUCUUGCUGGAGACGAAAUACUCAAUCGAGAUAAGAGAGUAUGCGAGAAUCAAGGUCAAUUUUUUUCAUUUCGUGAUUUAAUCAUUAAAAAUAUUCUGCCAAGUGAUGUUUCCGACUGGAAUUCAAGUAUUGAAAUGGCUGAUUGGUAUGCACAGUUCUACUACAAUCAGUCAUCAUUCAGAGACGGUGAUGAUCAAUUUUUAUGCAAAUGUACACAACCUGGAACGUUUGGCAAAUAUUGUGAAUAUCAAUUGACACAUUAUGCAGAAUCAUUCAGUGAUGCUAUUAAAGCUCAAUUUGAACAAAAGCGAGAUGGUGAUUCAUGGAAUACUCAAAAAUAUGGAAAGAUUCUUUGUUAUCAGACAUUAAUAUGCGAUCAUGGUCCAUUGUGUCUUGAUUGGCGAGAGAUAAAUGAUGGCACACAACAAUGUUCCUAUGGUAAUGAUGAAGAAAAUUGGGAUAAACUGGAGUUCAACGAAUGCGAAGAUGAUGAGUUUCGAUGCACAAAUGGUAUGUGUAUUCCACAAGAGUUUUGGCUUGAUGGUCAUGUCGAUUGUGUGGAUUGGAGUGACGAACUUGAUCAAAGUUCGAAAGAAUCAUGUUCUUUCACACCAAAUGCAAUGGAAUGUGAUGAGCAUAUAUGUCCUCGUCAUAGUUAUUCAUGUGGAGAUGGGCAAUGUGUCGAUUGGAUAACUCGAAUGGCAUUUCAACAAAUCUUGCCAGCACAGGAUGAUUGUUUCAACAAGCGUAAUCUAAAUUACAUGUGUGAAGUAAGUCCACAUCGACGUGCUUGGACACUUGAAAAUGGAUUAUGUUGGCCAGAUGAAGACUAUGAUGAUCCUCGAUAUCCUCCAUCAAAUAUGAUCAAUGGAUCUACAUUGGCACACGUAGACAAGUGUCAAUAUCUAUUACGCUGUGCUUUGUCCGAUGGUUUCGAGCAUGAUUGUCCUUGCAAUCUUCUUAACUGUACACAAAUGAUGAGCAGUGUAUGUCCAAACAACACUUUUCUUUUCUAUCCACCGCCAGGAUUGAUCAAUCCAAAUAUCUUGUUUUAUUAUAACUAUAAUCGAUCUGGAGAAAAUGCGACAGUCGGUGGUUUUAUGUUUCAAGGAAAUCAACGAUGUCGCGGAUAUCAGUUCACGCUUGAUAAACCUACAUUAUUAUCCUUCUCGUUAUCCAAUGAAAUAGUGUAUUUUCACACUAAUAACAUAUUUUGCUCUUUGAAUGAAUCUUCAUUAGGAUAUCAGGAUUAUUUAUCACCUUUUCAAUACGAUAAGUUUUGUUACAAUGAUUCUUUAACGUUCAACGGCCGUCCAUACGCUGUCAAUCCUGAUAUAUGUAAUCGUACUGGAGAAUGCAUAUCACAAUAUCGAAUACAUGAUGGAUUUCAGGACUGUCUAACUGAAGAUGAUGAAUUCAGUGACUUUGAUAAAAAUUAUUGUACGGGGAACAUCGGAAAGCAUCGUUUUCAGUGUUUCAAUGAUCAGCACAAAUGUCUCACGCUAUUCCACUUAGGUACAGGAAUAAGUGAAUGUUCGAACCACUAUGACGAAAUAUGGUAUGGGAGCGGCGUAUCCCUUAAAGAAAGUAUUGCAUGUUAUAAGAACGAUACUGUCGAUUGUGACCGUUUGAAAGAAUACAUUAGUCAGUCAUCGAUGAAGAAUACGCAUUCAUUCGCCCAUUCAUUAGAAGAAACGUCAAUCACUCAGAUACCUUUCCGAUCGUAUUGUGAUAGUUUCUGGGAUUUACAUAAUCACACUGAUGAAUCACCGCUUUCGUGUCAAAUGUGGAUAUGUCAAGAUCAUCAAUAUCAAUGUCGAACAGGGCAAUGUAUAGAACUUGAUUGGGUAUGUGAUGGAGAAUGGGAUUGUUCAGAUGCAUCCGAUGAAGAAGCUAUAGUUCUUAUAACACACUGGUCUGAUCACAAUAUUAAUCUCGUUGGCUCACAUUCUCGACUUGAGAGAUGCUACCAACGAUAUUCCAGAUCACCUUUUUCGACUGUCUGUAAUCUAUCUGCUGAAUUUGGAUGCUAUCUAUCCAACGUAUUAAAUCCUUUAAACAUGACAAUGAUUCGUCCAUGUAUUAAUCUCACGCAAAUAGGUGACGGCGUCGAAGACUGCUACAAUGCUUAUGAUGAAAAAAAUACAUUCGAAAUAAAUUCAGAUAUUGGUAACAUGUUUGGUUUUCAUUUACGUUGUGGAGAUCAUUACGAGCCAUACUCAUCUGCUUGCUUACCAGAAGCAAAGAAUAACUGCAGUAAAAUUCUCUGUUCGAAUCAUCGAAGUGAAACUGAUUCAUGUUCUAGUAUGCAUGAUGCCAUGUGUCUCAACGGAAGUUGCGUGAAAAAUGGGCGAUGCAACGGACAAUCUGAUUGUUUGCAUGGAGAAGAUGAGUAUUGGUGUGCACCUAAUACUCUCGCAAAUCAACCAGUAUAUCGUUACAACAAAAAGACGGCUACCAGAUCGAUUAUGUACUCGGUUCUGGAAUUUCCAAAUCAAAAGCAAUUAUUAAAGCAUAUCACCAAUCCACGCAAUGAUUAUUUUUCAAUUAUGCAUUCAUAUCAAUGUAAUCGGGGUGUAGCUAUUCUGAAUAGAAAUGAAACUAUCUGUCUUUGUCCGCCCGCUUACUAUGGUCGCUGGUGUGAAUUUUUUAGUGAUAGAAUUAGUGUUAUUACACAUCUUGAUCAGAAAACAUUGUUAAAUAAUACAUUCAAAAUCAAGGCAACACUUAUUUUUGAAGACCACAUUAUCGAUGAUCAUGAUUUUACUAUUAUUCCAACAGUUGAAAAUUUGAAAAAAAUCAAACAUAAAUUUUAUCUUGUCUAUUCACGAUCUGCUCAAAUGCUUACACACAAACGAGUACGCUAUUUCAAUCGAACUGAUGUGAUCAAUCAUCAUCCAUAUUCUGUUCACUUUGAUGUAUUCUCUCUUGAAAAAGACAAUAGUGUGAAAGAACUAGGCUCUUGGCAUUAUCCUAUCUAUUUUGAUUAUUUACCAGCGUAUCGUCUGGCUGUUGUAUUAAAAUUUCCGAGUUGGUUUUUGAAUAAUACAACUAAUCCCUGUUCACAACAUAGUUGCAAUAUAAACUCUACAUGUAUGCCACUUUUUAAUCAAAAUGAUACUUAUUAUUGCUCAUGCAAAAGUGGAUAUUAUGGAAGACAUUGUGAGUCGUACUUACCUCGUUGUGAGACAUACUGCUCGGCCAAUGCUCUUUGUCGAAAGAAUCCUAAUAAGCUGGAACCUGAUUGUAUUUGUCCACUAAAUCGUUUCGGCCCAAGAUGUAAUUUAAAACACGAUGGCUGUGACUCGAAUCCGUGUUUGAAUAAUGGAACUUGUUUUUCUACUGAUGAUCAGAGUGGUGAAGCAUCCUAUAUGUGUCGCUGUUCAAAGCGAUUCUACGGAAAUCGAUGUCAGUAUGAGAUGGGAUCUGUUCAUGUUAAUUUAAACAUGACACAUACAGCAUUGAUUAGUGCAACUGUUGUUCAACUUUACGAUAUUCAAACACCUUCUUUUCAACUUGUUAUCCAACAUCAGCAAGUAUCCUUUGCCAUACCAUCAAAGAUUAACUACUACCAUUCAGCUGCGUAUGCGCCUUCACUUGGUCUUUUAAAAAUUUAUCAAAACUUAACAUAUCCACAAUAUUUCAUCAUAUAUAGUUUACCUCAAAUAUCAAUUAUUAAUAUUACUUCGACUCCACAGCAUUGUCCACAUGUAUCAUUGCUACUAACUAAGAAUGACAAUACGUUUGUUCCAUCUGUAUUUCUAUAUCAUCUCAUCUGUCGAAGUAAUACUCAAUUGUUAUGCUUUUAUGAUGAAAACUAUUUGUGUUUAUGUCAAUCGGACCAUUAUCGUGCUGAAUGUUUCAGUCACAAUACUCAACUUGAUCGUUGUAACUACUGCCUAUCCGGUGGAAAAUGUAUGCAAGGAGAUUUGAAAGAUCCUAACGAUUUCAUUUGUAUUUGUCCUCCUUCUUAUUAUGGACAUCGCUGUGAAUUCAGCUCAGAAUUUAUCAACACCACUACUAGUGAAUUAUUGCCUAGUAGCACUUCGAAAGCAGUAGCAAUUGGAUAUACUUCUAUAAUCUUUCUACUUUUUAUCUUUGGUUUCCUACAUAAUUUCUACCUUGUUACUCAUAUUUAG